Scomber japonicus (chub mackerel) is the source of this 2292-nucleotide messenger RNA. RefSeq names its product collagen alpha-1(IX) chain. The transcript has 26 exons. Bases 1 to 2292 code for a protein of 763 amino acids. The record is from RefSeq and is a predicted model, not a curated record. Lineage: Eukaryota; Metazoa; Chordata; Actinopteri; Scombriformes; Scombridae.
AUGCCAGCCUACAAAGAUAUGUUGGUGUUUGCAGUGCUCUUUGCCAUCUCGGGACUCACCCACAGUCAAAAGCUGCCAAGUUUUGAUCUCCUGGAGGAAUUUCGUGUGCCUGAGUCGAAAGGAGUGAAGCAAGUGGAUGGCUCGCAACCUGAGGCAGUGGCCUACCGCAUCAACCCCUCCAUCCAUCUACGCAGGACCAUGAGCGAUGUGUACCCAGAUGGUCUUCCCUCCGACUACUCUGUCAUCGCAACGUUUAAGGUGACCAAGGACACAGCCAAGAAAUCCUGGAACCUGUGGCAGGUCAGCGACCCUGAGGGACGAGAGCAAGUUGGCCUACGUUUCCAGGGUGACACACGCUCCUUGGACUUCUUCUACACCAGCCCCCAUGGGAGCCAGAUGCUGAGGACCUUCCAUGGUGUGGAAAAGCUAUUUGAUGGCGAGUGGCACAAGUUGGCGCUGAGUAUGAAGGGCAACCAAGUGAAGCUGCUGAUAGACUGUCAAGAGGUCAGCAUAGAGUCUAUUGAUGAGCCAAGGCCAGUCAUCCACCACGGGUACACCUCCAUCGUCAAGCGGGCUGCAGGAGAUCGCUCAGUGUCUGUGGACCUCCAGCAGAUGGAAGUGUCAUGUGACCCAGAGCAGGCCUAUUCAGAGGGCUGCUGUGAACUCUCCAACGUGUGUGGCGGGUAUGCAGAGAUAGGCCUGACAGCUGGAAGAGCAUCUUGCAAAUGUAUGCAUGGACAACCUGGGAUUCAGGGACCUCCAGGGCCUAAGGGUCACAGCGGUCUUCCAGGAGAACCCGGAGACCGGGGAAGACAAGGAAAUUGGGGGAUCAUGGGAAACACAGGAGACUAUGGAAACGUUGGUGAGCCGGGCCCAAAGGGUGAAGAGGGAAUCAAAGGCGAGAAAGGAAUGAGAGGACUCUGGGGCCAAGUGGGAGACAGGGGUCCCAAGGGACUGAAAGGAUUAGAAGGGGCAGCAGGCUUUAAGGGUGUUCGGGGACCACCUGGAGACAUUGGAGAGACCGGGGAACCAGGAGAAGUUGGUGCUCAAGGUGAAACAGGAUACGAAGGAAUUGCUGGUUUUCAAGGAGUUAAGGGAGAAAAAGGGCCCACGGGUGCAGCUGGGCGCUCUGGACCCCAAGGAAAGCAGGGUAUUGUGGGGGAUCCUGGAGAGAGGGGAACUCCUGGAGAGAAGGGGCAGCCUGGGAUCCCAGGACCUGUGGGCAGAGCUGGAACUAUUGGAGAAAAGGGCAUUAUUGGAGAUCCAGGGUAUACAGGCAGAGAUGGUGACCCGGGAAUAGAGGCUUAUCAAGGACCACAAGGCCUCAGUGGAAAUUUUGGACUAAGUGGAGCAGAGGGAGAGAAAGGCGCCCUGGGGGCAGCGGGAGAAAUGGGUCCCCAAGGUCGAACUGGCCCAAGAGGUUACAAGGGUUCUGCAGGGAAGCCAGGAAGACCUGGAUUUAUUGGCCCACCGGGACCUACUGGACACGUGGGUGUGCCUGGAAAACCAGGGACCAAGGGUGACACAGGAAUACAGGGAAUCCAAGGAGGUAAAGGUGGAGAGGGAGAUAGCGGAAUUAAGGGCCCAAAAGGAAAGGUUGGAGACAGGGGUGAGCAGGGUCCUCAGGGAGGACGGGGGAAGCGCGGCCCAGCUGGCCCACCUGGACGUUCAGGUCCUGUCGGAGUCAAAGGGGUUCGAGGUGAAGGAGGACCAGAUGGGUUUCAGGGCCCCCCAGGCCCACCAGGCCCGACCCUCCCCGCUCAACACGUGAUUGAGGUUUGUAAGAAAGUGGUCCUGGAGCAGAUGUCCACCUUUGCCAACUCAGUGAAGAGGACGUGUGCUGCUGUUUGUCCUCUCUAUGGGGAUGUGCCUAUGGGUUCUCCAGGUCCACCUGGACAGACAGGGCCAUCAGGACCUCCUGGUGACCCUGGUAAUAAUGGUGUUGAUGGAGAAGUGGGCCAGCCGGGAUUCUAUGGAGAACCUGGCGAUGCAGGCGGACAAGGAGAAACAGGUGACAGCGGAGAACAAGGUGAUAAAGGAGCCAAGGGUCAUGGCAUACCUGGCUACACUGGAGACCAGGGUCCAAAGGGUCAACGUGGACGUCCUGGCAGGGCCUUUAACGGCCAGCCAGGGAAACAUGGUGAGAGGGGACAUGUAGGUCGGCCAGGACUCAGGGGCCACGCAGGUCUCAGAGGACCACCAGGUGUCUGCCUCACCUCUGGGUGUGCUCAACUCAAUGCCACUGGUGGGACACCUCAGCAAGCACCCAGCAGGUUGAGGAAUCGCCCAUAG